Messenger RNA from Chaetomium strumarium, 1065 nucleotides. RefSeq lists its product as uncharacterized. Bases 1 to 1065 code for a protein of 354 amino acids. The transcript has a single exon. The record is from RefSeq and is a predicted model, not a curated record. NCBI's taxonomy places the organism in Eukaryota, Fungi, Ascomycota, Sordariomycetes, Sordariales, Chaetomiaceae.
AUGACGCGCGGUCUCGCCGACUCGCGACACGCCCCGCAUGCGCGUAGCCCAUUCCGAGACACGACCAGGAGCUUCUCACCACCGAUUCUGACCGUCACGCCAGCACCAAUCGCCGGCAACUACAACAACAACAACAACAACAACAACUCCCAUUCUCCUCCCGCUGCCUCGACGACAACCGCCGCCAACGGCACCGGCACAGCCGAUCACCCCCAACGGCCGCCCCCUUCCGCGCCACACGAGCUCGCGCGCUACACCAAGAUCAUCCGCCGGCUGCAAUGGAAGCUCCCCUUCCUGGCCGAGGGCUACCGCAAAGCCGUCGACCGGAUCGGCGCCGACCCGACCGCGGUGUCGGAAGCCGAGCUGAUGUUCAAGCUCGACUUCUUCGAAUACUACAUGCUGAUCGAGCGGGCGCUGGUGCAUCUGCUGGGUGUCUUUGGGGUUGAUAUACCGCGGGGCUAUUCAUCACCAUCACCGUCGUCUCACAAUCUGCAGUAUGAGGACGGAUGUGGCGGUAGUGCCGGGGCGGGAAGAAACGGGAACAAAGGGCUAAACGGGAGCGUGUGGCGGUCAGAGUCCAGGGCGAGGCAUCGGUAUCACGCGAACGUGCUGGCCGCUCUGGACCGGACGGAUAAUCCGCUGCACGGCACGCUUGGGACGGGCGAAGUGAGGGCGCAGUUGGGCAGGGCAAAGGACCUUAGGAACCGGUGGAAGACGGCCGGGGACGAGCUUGAACAUGAACAUGAGCAUGAGCAUGAACAUGGGGGGUACGGCAACGGGUCAGCAGCGAGAGCGGAGCAGCUCGAGUGGCCGCGGGUUAGAAAGAUCGCUGCCCCGCUUGACACGUACAGGCUCGAGCAUAUGUUGGAGGUGAUCUUCGGAGGGUUUGACGGGGCCUUCAAGAUUGCGGAGCGGUAUGUGAAGGGUGGUUCGGAGUGGGGAGCCGAGGGCGACGCGGACAUGCUCGGAGAGGAUGGCAACGUCAUUGACUGGGCCGCUGCCGUUGAUGGUGAGGAGGACCAGUGGGAGUUUAUGGUGGAUGCCAUGGACUGGGAAGCCGUCUGA